This is a messenger RNA of Zychaea mexicana, 869 nucleotides long. RefSeq lists its product as uncharacterized. NCBI's taxonomy places the organism in Eukaryota, Fungi, Mucoromycota, Mucoromycetes, Mucorales, Lichtheimiaceae. The transcript has 6 exons. Bases 74 to 649 code for a protein of 191 amino acids. The record is from RefSeq and is a predicted model, not a curated record. Gene Ontology annotation, cellular component: MIS12/MIND type complex.
GCGCGCUUUUUCUCAACACGAACCCCGCACCACUUUUUUUUUCUUUGUGGUGCCAUAUUGUAUAGAAACGCACAUGGACGAAAGGCAACAAGAUUCACAAGUGCUUGGAAAAAGAGCACAAAAACUGAAUGCGCUCAACAAUAGAAUGGUCAACACAGUAGUGGAAUCACUUAGCCAAGAAUUUAAACAAUGCUUUGAACCAAUUGCUGAUGGUCACGAACAAGAGCUGGAAUCUUCGCAUGAUCAAAUUGUCAUGUAUUGCAGCUCGCAUCUGUGGAAACAAUUCGACAUGAUUGCAACUGACACACAGUUAAUCGACAAACUCAACAAAAUGGAAGAAGAUAUUCGACAGCAGAAAGAAAAUCCAAGCGCAAAAGCUCAACCAAGAGUCGUUCCAGAGCCAGACCAAGUCAUUCGAUCAUUACGCGUCAAACUAAAGAUGGAAGCGCUAGCAAAACUGCGUGAAGAUGAAGCAAAGUUACGAGUGGAAAAUGAGCGGCUGAUGAGCGAGAUAGCUGCAAAGACAGAAACACUUGAAAAAAAGAGGACUGAUGUGAAUACCACGCUGAAACAAUAUCAUGAGAUUAUGGGGGUUGCAAGAUCUAUACCAGUGGAGGAAUUGGAGGCAGUCGUCGAUCAGAUAUCCUAAUUAAUUCCCUUUGUGCUCUUUUUCGUUCACCCCUAAUUUAUCCAUAUGUAAAUAUUUCCAUCCUAUCAUAAUCCUUGCAUGCACACCGUAAAUCAUAUAUGUUUAUUGUUCAAACUCUAUAUAUAAUGGAUACAAUUUUCUAUUAACCUCAUCAUCUCGCCAUGACUGGGUAAGGCACAACAACGUUCUGCAUCUGUCUGGAUUGAUUGUGGAUAUAAAC